Molecule: messenger RNA, 932 nt
Organism: Nezara viridula (southern green stink bug)
Lineage: Eukaryota; Metazoa; Arthropoda; Insecta; Hemiptera; Pentatomidae
Source: the annotation of a GenBank genome assembly
AGGUUACCAUAUAUUUUUCUCGACUUAAUAAUAUACUGGCAAUACAGCCACAGUUCUUAAACUGACAAGGUUCAAUAAUUUUGCACAAAGAAAAAAUUUAGUGUUUAGCUGGUUCCAAACUGGGUUGAGCAUAGAAAACGUUCUAUAAUCAAGAUUUUAAUUUUUUUUUUUACACAUGGUUUAAGGUAAGUCGAAAAAUCACCAAAGUAAUUUAUGAAUAAAUUUUAAAAUUAUUCUUUCAAUGUCCUUUUUAAACAAUCGGUGGCGGUCUUCCUUGAAUGCUCUCAAGGGAGUCGAGGAGCUCAAAAUUUAUCAAGAGUUAGAAUUUUGCGAAAUAUUCUUCAGGAUAGAGACCAAAAACAGAUAUAGAAUAAAGACAACAGACGGCAAGCUAUUGCUCUACGCCGUGGAGCAUUCUAGUUUCCUCUGCAGGUGGAUUUGUAGAAGUUACAGACCGUUCCGCAUGAGUAUCUACGACAUGAACGGAAACGAAGCAGUCCGCAUGAAGAGGCGGCUGGCUUGCACCAGCUGCUGCUGUUUCCCAUGCUGCCCUUUACAGAGGGUUCAAAUCUUCUCACCACCCAAGAGAUUCGUCGGGACCGUGGAAGAGAGGUACCGCUGCUGGCUUCCUCGGUUUCUGGUAAAAAAUUCUGCAGGAAAAGUGAUUUUCGAAAUUAAAGGUCCCUGUUAUGCUUCUUGCCCCGGCGCCUCCAUCCUGGCUGCGGACUUCAAGAUAUUUGACCUGAAUGGCAGGGAAGUGGGCAGGAUUACCAAGGAGUGGAGCGGUCUUCUCAGGGAACUUUUUACCAAUUCCGACUUCUUCGCAUUGGCCUUUCCGAAAAAUUUAAACAAAGCAAAAAAAGCUAUUUUACUAUCAGCGUGCUUCCUGAUAGAUUUUAUGUAUUAUGAAAAAUAAAUUAAUUGGUUCUGAU